Motacilla alba alba is the source of this 8688-nucleotide messenger RNA. RefSeq names its product small integral membrane protein 8 (gene SMIM8). Bases 169 to 447 code for a protein of 92 amino acids. The record is from RefSeq and is a predicted model, not a curated record. Lineage: Eukaryota; Metazoa; Chordata; Aves; Passeriformes; Motacillidae. The transcript is spliced from 4 exons.
UCCUCCCGCCGCCGCACGGCUGAGGGGAGGGCAGAGGCGGGCCGGAACCCGUCCCCCUGGCCCGCGCCGCCGGCCUCCGCCCGGGAGGGGGCGCCAGCGCGCAGGCGCAGCCCCGCCCCGCGGGGAGGUGCCGCUGGCUGCGAGCGGAAGUAUUCAACAUUAAGCGAUAUGUCUUCCACCAAACCUUCAAAUGAAAAUGAAACACCCAAAGAGAGAAAACCAGGACUGAGGAGUGUGCAGACAACUAUGCUUUUCCGAGCUGUGAACCCAGAGCUUUUCAUUAAACCUAACAAACCUGUGAUGGCGUUUGGACUGAUAGCAAUUAGCCUCUGUGUGGCCUACCUUGGUUAUCUGCAUGCAACAGCAGAGAAUAAAAAGGACCUCUACGAAGCAACCGACAGUGAGGGGUCCAGAUAUAUGAGGAGGAAAACUUCCAAGUGGGACUGAGAAUACCCAAGAAGGGCUCCCAGUGAGCUGAGAGACCUCUUUGUCCAUCCUCUUCUGACCAAGGUGGCUUCUGUCACGCCAGAGAAGGAACAUGUAGGAACUCCUUCUUUACUAUUCUGGGAGUUGCUUUGGGUUUUAUUGAAAGAUUUUGGUACUGAAGAUAAAAAACGUUUCUGGCUGCCUUGAGGGACAGCAGUUGCACCAUGGGAUUUCUCUGUAUCUCCCUCUAAGUCCUUCACUUUGAAUCUGUGAGUUUACUCCUGUUCUUGUUUUAUAGUUAACUGUAUCUUAAAUUCAGCGAGGCUUUGGUUAAACUGCCUCCUUCCUGGGAAGGGAAGUGAGCUCUACCUAUAAUAAAGCUUUUUUUUUUUUUAAAGAAAGGGCGGUUUUGCAGCCUUUAAAAGCAGAUUCCCCUCUGUGAGCCUGCUGCCCUACAGCAGCAAGGUUCCUGGGCAAAUCUAAGUUUGCAGGUGAGGAAACUACUUGCCUUUUGAUUGGUGAAAGAAUUUCUGGGUGAAAUGAUCAAAUAUUCAGAACUCUCACAUGCUGUGCAUAUCCUGCAGAAUAUAUUUUGUUUGAUGUUUGUGAAGGAUCUUGAGAAUAAAUCUGUUCUUUUUAAAAUGGUCACACAGGAUUUUAGCUCUUUUCAGUUCAUUAAAAUGCACAGGUCUUGUAGGUUUGCAUAAAUUUAACGAAAUUAUUCCCAAAUCAGUGCUACAAGUAAGUAUUUUUACCUGCUUUUCUAUAGGCUUUUAGAAUACAUGCUUUGAUCCUCUGCAGAUGUCUGCAGAUGAAUUGAAAGCCCAUUCUCUUAUUUUCACAUAUUUGAAAAUAAUGCAAGAUUUGUGUUCUCAAGAUUCUCAGUUAUGUUUUGUGAAGUGAAUAUGGAUCUGGCAGUUACUGGGGAAAAGAAAGCGGGACUGGAGGCAUAAAAGAUAACUGACCUGGACAGGGUCUAGGCAUGUACAUGCCCGUCACACUUGUUACAAAAGCUGUCUGAGAUAGGACCUCUUGAAUGUUGGCUGGACUCAAGUCCUGUUGACCAGGUUACUUCAGAACUGCAAGGUUGAAGGAAGAAUGGCUAUUUAAAUUUGUCCUAUUGUUUCUUUGCCAGCUGCUGUAUAGAUAACUCUUAGUGAUACACAAUUUAUAUAUAAAAAAGAGAUAAAGCAGUGCAAAUACAGAGAGGUAUGUGGUAGGUUAAUGAAUGUUAGAGUAUCAACACAGGCAUUUGCUGUUUUAAGUUUCUGAUUUUUAUCAUAAGAACAAUGUGUGUAUAGGGAUUAAAGGGGAAAAAAAACCAACCACCCAAACAAAACAGCUUUGAUACCAAAAUUUGUUUGCUCAGCUCUGAAAGCCUGGCACCCCUUAUGCAUCUGGAGGACAAACACACAGCACCAGUAUAGUUUCUUUUGUUCUGUGUUUUUCAAUUUCAAUCUUCAGUAUAGUGAUAAUUAUCUAUAAGGGGUGAUAACUGACUUGACAAAAACUGUGAGUCAAAAUUAUUUCCUGGGCAGAGGCUCUUUGAGAUUUUUGCCAGUUCUUUCCUGUCUGUGCUGACUUUCACGUCUUUUACCAAGAACAGCAACAAAAUGCUAUGAUUAAAAUAUCCAAAACUGUAGCUGUUGUACUUUUCCUGAGAUCUCCUUAGACUGUGUGAUGUGAAUGGGACUUGUUGGCAUUCAACAACAAAAAGCAAUUAAAUAAUUAAAGGGCCAAAGCCUACUGUGAUGCUGUUUAACUAUUUCCAGGGAAAGCUAGUUCUUUGUGGGUGAAACCAGCUCUUCCCCAGUAACAGUUGCUACACAGGAAGCUGCAUUCAGGCUGGAAAGGGUCACUUCGUGAAACCCUCCCUUAUCUGUCUCCUGGAUGUUACUGAAUUGUCAGCAUGUUUGAAUCCUAAUUGGAAAGCAAAUAUUUCAGCUAACUUGGUAAAUAAUUGCCAAUGAUUUUUCUUUUUUUACCAGCUUGCGUAUUUUCUGUAGCAAUGGUAAGAGUUUUGCCUGUAAAUGAGAUAUGUCAGGAAUAGAGUUCUGACACUCUAGUAACUAUUACAGAGUGAUACUGGAACACCACAAUGAUUAGAAGUUCUGAUCUGAAUUCCUUUGUUGUGCUGUGUGUUCAAAAAGGGUACCACCACCACCCACCAGGGCUGCUUUUGAUCAGUAUCAGGAGUAUAGGCCUUCCAGUACACAGUGUUAAACGCAUCGUAAGAUACUGGGAAAGUUCAUUUCUGAAAUUCCUUUCUUUUAUUGCAAUCUUAGAUUUAGGAAGGCCCCAAGUCCUCUUGAUUCUAUGUGCUCUGGCCAGUCAUGAGUGCAUUUACAUCUUAGUAAGAAAGAACUGCUGCAUAUUAGUAAUUCCAGUAUAUUCAGUGAGGGAACAAGGUCAGCUGUUCUGCAGUGCAUGAAGUAUUCUGAGUUGGGCAUAAUGAAGUGUGAAAGGCAAAGGAGCUGCAGGACCAUUAGCAAAUGUUUUUUGAAGCUCAGGUACUUAGGAAAGAACUAUGUUUGAUUUAACAUCUGCACAGAUCAUCCCAUCAUUCUUCAACAGGACACAGCUGGGAUGUUUAAUCCUGAAUCUCACCUUCUUACACCUGAUUCUGGCUCCUGACCUUAGACUGACGCUCUGUACAGUCUCUUGAGGUUUGAUUUUUUCAUGGCGUACCACAAUGAUAACCUCAGUGAUGAAGGGCUCAUGGUAGCAUUCAUAUGUUUGAGGAUCUAGGAAGAAUCUGAAGUAUAUGCUGUGCCUGAUUGUCUUAGAAGUUUCUGAUCAGCAGUGUAAGGUUUUGUAGAAAUCAUGUUGUGCAUGGUUUUUUAAUGUGUGUUGUGAAGAGGAAUGUUUGGUUUCUGAUUUAAACAAUAUCAAGAGUUUAUCAGUGUCCUGAGAGCCCUAGCAGCAGGGUGAGUGCCCUGCAUGCCUGGGGGCAUGGGGCUUCAGCCUUGCAUUGACAUGCACAGUGUGAAACACAUCCAGAAGGCCAGAGGCCUUCUCUUUUUCAGUUUUUUUCUCUUCACUGCUUGAUAAAAUGGACAGGCGAAGAGCUGUGUCAUCAAGGCACAACAUUCUUUCAUUACUGUGGAAAUAGCCAGCAUGACAGAACUGAGUGCUUGACAACCAAGACUGUAAUUCUGAAGAAUAACAAAUAAAAAAGUUUAGUUUGGAUUUUUUUUUUUAAUGCUUGCCAUAACCAGGACCUUUAUUCACCUGAGAUUUGAACUCUAGUGCCAGAAGAAGUACUUAGCCUGAAAAAUGACUGGCUUUGUGCUUGAUGAGAUGUGAGCUUGAGCUGGCUGGAUUUUUAAUUCAGAACAUUUUACUACUUUUUUUUUAUUGCAUGAAGUUUAUGGACUUCAUUGUAAGUUCAUUGUCAGACCUUGUUUCAUGACUAGGUACAUUUCCGAAGGGAAAAAAAGUACAGGCUUAACUUUAAAUCUGUCCUGAAGGUUUGUGUCCAUCAAAGUUAGGAAAGCGUUUAACAAAUUGGCUGAAUCUGGGCCCUAAGUGAGGUGGAGGAGAAGAACUGCCAACAUACAUAUAUUCCUAAAUGAAGCAUGCCAGCUGUAGGUUUAUGUUUCUCUAUAGGCUUGACUCAUGCUUUAUAUGGCUUUUUGGAUAUCUGAGGAAAGACUGAAAUACCCAAAGAGAUCCUUCUGGAUCUGAGCCUUCCUGCUUUCUGCACCACUUCAUGGGGCUUUUUACUGCCGGAGCACCCGAGCGCUCCUCAGCCAGGCGUUACUCAGCACGUCUGACACCUGUCAUCUGCAGUCUGCAGCCUCCCACCAGAUGACAAACAGCUCACAGAGAAUUGCUGGAGUGGUUUGCUUUGGAAUUUUAUUUUAUACAAGUUUCUAAAUAGCUAUCUGUUUAUACUGCAGGCAGUCAGAGCAAUGCACUUGGCAUCUCAAGAGGAAAAGCAGGGAGGUUUACAGUGAUCUUAAGUUUUCAGCAGAGUUCAUUCCAUUUCAUGGAGCUGUUUUCCAAAGGAGCUCUGUCUCUUGCUGUCAUAGUAUCUGCUGACAGUAGCUGGCAGAAUCUUAGUUCCUUGUGUUUAACCAUUCAGUUACUUGGGAUAAGACUGUUCCAUAUUUUCAUAGACCUGAGUGCUCAGGAUUUGAACAGGUACCAUUUGCCCUGAUAAUAUUGGCUCCAGAGACUAAGGGCUGGGGAGAAUUCCCAGGUGGAGAAUUCUACAGCUGAAACUAUAAAAUAAAGAGACAGAUAUAACUGAAGUAAUUGCAAGAUGUUUUGUAUUUGUUGGGGUUUGUUUCUUGCAGUUUAUCUCAAGUGGUUUGUUAACCUUAGUGAGCUAAGUGCUAACUAACAGUGAGCUUGGACAGCUGGUAGUGGAAAAUUUAUUCAUCAUCUCUCUAAGCAAACACGUCAGUGCAUGAGUGAUUGAAGUGGGGUUUUAAGUGUAGGAUAAUUCAAAGUCCAUCACUCUACCAAACUAAUAAGUGGAGACAAGUGAAGUCACUGCAUUCUCAUGGAAGUUUAAUUCAUAUAAAAUACUUUGAACAGAUAUUUGGCACACUCUGGCACUAUUUCUGACUGACAUGUCUGUAAAGCCUUACCUCUUUGAAUUAUGGCAGCUCUGUGGAUAACUGACGUUCAAUGUUCAUUUCCUUCUUACAUCCAUGCUGAAAAAAUCCAAACUUCAUGUUCACAGUUGUCUAAUUGAUUGCAUAAACUGCACAGAACACACUGUUUGCCUGCGUGUGUCUGUGUGUGUUAGGCAACAUGAGGGGCAAUUCUGCAAGCUGCAUGUUAGAAAACCAAGAUAAUGUUGAAGUAUUUAAACUCUCCUUGAACAAACAGUUCAACAGGUUCUCUUACACUGAUAGAUAAGUAGAUUUGUUAGCUCUUCUCUACUAUGGAGGACAUAAUAUAUAAUCAUCAUUCUGCAAUGCCUUACUGAUCACAUGGAAGGGAGAAGUCACCCUGUCUUAAAGGGUUAGCCCACUUUUUUUUCUGGAAUACAGUGGCAGGGACUGAUACAAACCAUGGCUGGUUACAGGAAUAGGUGUUGUCUGUGGUGGACCUUAGUCCUGGGCACCUUAUUCAUCCAGACAAGACCAAGGGCCCUGGUGAGUGCACAUCCCAGGCCCUUCUGGAUCUACAGCCUUUGGAGGCAUAUUUGGAGACACACAGCAGGAGCUUCAGAUCUGGCCAGCUGUGUCUGUACAUAUCCAUGCUGCUGGCCCACUCUGGGAUGGACUUACUCAGCAGUGUAUGCACAGCACAUAUAGCUCAUAACAGUCUGUCACACCCUGGCAUUGCUUCUCAUUGCCUCUUGGGAAGGGAAAAACAUUUUGUUUUACUGCUUUCAAGUGUUAAGUUGAAGGUGUGUUUAUUCCACUUAGAAACAGCAUGUCCUCUUAAGUCUAUGUGCUUGGUUUUGAAGAGAUGAAAGAAGCCACAACUUGGCCUAAAUGAGUAGCUUGGUAAUGUAGAUAAAUAGACAAGAUAGCAAGCAGUAGGAUUGCUAUGGCAUCAGGAGAGCUAUUCGCCAUGCACACUAUUUGGUAUUUCAAGGAAAUAUUUUAGCAAGUAAAGUAACUAAGUGCGAUUUAAGAUUUUUUUUUCCCUUGUAGUUGUACUCACUGCACAAUUUUAAUUAUGAUUGACUGGCAUGUUUUAAAAAAAGGCCAUUUUGUAUUCUUUAGAUUUCUGCAUGCCAGGUACCGUGAGUACAUGAGCAGCUGGUAGCUAAAAAAAUUGUGGGCUCAGACAUACAAGCAAGCCUUCUGUUGCAUGAAGCAGAGGCAGCAUAUGUUUGUUGGCUUGAUUUUGUUCCUGUUUCAGAAGUAUUGCAGCAUAAGAAGUAACACUACCCAUGUUACUUGCAACUCUGAUUCCAAGGGAGUCAUUCUUUAUGACUGUUAUGUCUGAAUGAUGCAAAUAAAGAAUCUUUCAGAUAACAUCUGGACGCUCGAGUGCCAGUGAUGGCACAUAUUGACAGCAGAGUGCAUGAGACAAAGCCUAGAAUGGGGAGCUGUAGUGCUGCAGUGAAUAAUACAGAAAGCAGGAUUUCUCUAUUAGUCAUUCAGGAGAUGUCUAAUAAUUGCCAGAAAAUACCACAGUCUUAGGAACAGUCAGACUUUCUCUCUAAGGCAAUGUUAUGGAAGACUGAAAAGUGGGUUGUCUAAUUACUGUAGCUGAGCAGCUGAACUAGUAGAGAGCUGUGGAGAAUGGCUGAGAAGCAGCUAAUUAAUAAAAUAGAGACAUCUUGCUCGUUAAUCCCUCAAAGGUCUGCAGAAGAGCUCUGUGACAUCUUAAAAGGAAGAUAUGCAGAUUGUGAAACCUUUGAAUGCCUCAUGGAGAAAUGAAGUGUGAAAGGAACUAAUGAGGCUGGUAGCAUUUGGAGUGUGAGUGCACACUGUCUGUGCGUGUGAGGCAAUUAAGGAGCCGCAGCGCCUGAUGGGCACCAGAGCACAGAAUGAAUGCACCGUGUCUGUGCAUGGGUGGAGUGGUACCCACACUGAGAGAAACCCAGCCAUUGGGACUGGAGUUACUGGUGUGAUUUCCUUUUCUGGGCUUAAUUAACAGAAGUGCAGUGUUACAUUUGCUGCUACUUAAAAUACAGACAGAGGAAAACAAAGUGAAUGACUGAUCGCAGAAUGCAGCAAGUGUCUGGUGGGAGAUGCAGAUGCUGGAACAGCUGGCAUUAAUAUUGGCUAGUAGGUACAGUACAUGGUGUCUUGGGGAUAUCUAGGCAGGAUUCUGCCUGGGCAUGUGUCAGCAGUGACCAGAAAGACAAAUCCUAGAAGGAAGACUGAGCUAAUAACAAUGAUGGCAACAUCCUCAGGAGUGAGAAAACCUGUGCUCCCUUCACUGCAGUUUACUGGGACUAGCAAUAAACUAGCUGUCUUUGGGUCUGUGAGCAAACCAAGAGUAAGGUAAACAGCUAGACUAACAACAGCUAGUAAUCUAACUUCAAGCCUCAUUCUUAUUGCUGGGUCUUGCCUUUCUUUUGUAUACUUGGACUUUUACUGUGCAGCUGCAGUCUGCUGUUGCCUUUCCUAAAACUUCAGUGAUUAGAGAAAAAUCCUACUCAUCAAGGUGUCUGAGCAUCAUAUUUUUCCAUUAUUUUUCUCAUAAAAUGACAUUCUUCCUUUCUCAAGUCAGCUUUCCAAAAGGCACAGUCACUUCCAAUGUGUUUAUUAAAAAACUUAAUCCACAGCAUAAAUGGAGUAUUGCUGGCUAUUCCACUUCAUUCUGUUUUCCUUCAUGGCUUCCUGGCAACUUAAACUGCUGAUGUCAGAUUAGUUGUGGGGCUCUGGUUGCUGUAUCUGCUAGCCACAAUAGCUGCUGUCCCUUCCCUGUGUUGCCUAUGGUAUCCCACAAUGAUUCCUGGGGUUUGGGGGUUUUGGAAUUUUUUACUUGAUGUGCCACACAUUAGAGGGUUAGAUUUUGGAAAAAAGAGUAAUUUAACUUUGAGUCUAGCCAAGUACUGCAAGUAAUAGAUUUUGUAAAAGAGUAGUUUAACUCUGAGGGUGGAAUCUGACCUACUUUGACUCUAUGCCUAAGGUGUUAACCAUCUUUGAUGUGUUUCUGAUAGUCGCUCCUUAGUAUGAGGUUUAUAAUCCUGAUUCAUAGCCAGUUCUGAUUUUCAAUGUGGAUUUAAAAGUCAGUGAUCUGGACCUUCAGCCUUAAACUUCACCUUGAACAAUCUUAUCAUUUCAUUCUAUUGAUAGGAAUCUGAUGCUGAGACACUUAGCUAUUCUAGUAAGCACCUUAAGUCCUUCUGUCAUAUUCCCUUUAAAAUACUAAGUAUGUCUGUCUGCUAAAUAUGCUUAUUUCUGGGUCAGCUGACUAGAUGAUUUCAUCUUAUCCUGUUUUCUACUCUCCUGCUUCUACCUGGACAGCAUCACCAUUCAUAUUUAGUGACCUUUCAGGUGUUGCAUCUAAUUUCUCAGUUACAAAGGACAUUUCUAGUAUCAAUAAUAAUCUCAAGUUGAAUGUAUCUUUCCUGUACUUUGAGGAAAGUGAUUUUCUGCAUAUGGUUGUAUUAUAAACACAUUCUUCGUAUAGAGGAAUGAAAUUUAGGGACUUUUGAAAAAGGUCAUUGUAAUAAGAGGACAUUAAUUCUUAGUUUACCUGAGCUAGAAUAUUUAAAUGCUUUAAAUCUUUAAAGCUGUCAUGAGAAAAUUACUGAGGAGUUGAUUCUCAAAAUAAUGUUCAGUGGGAUACACAUUCCUUUAUAUUUCCAGUCUGACUUGAUAUCUGAUCUACAUA